Messenger RNA from Auxenochlorella protothecoides, 1254 nucleotides. Its product is annotated as Amino acid permease 8. Gene Ontology annotation, cellular component: plasma membrane. The record is from RefSeq and is a predicted model, not a curated record. The transcript is spliced from 7 exons. Lineage: Eukaryota; Viridiplantae; Chlorophyta; Trebouxiophyceae; Chlorellales; Chlorellaceae. The coding region runs from base 1 to 1254 and encodes 417 amino acids.
AUGUCGACACACUCACCCACCAAGGCUGUCACCGAGACGGACGACUUGGAGCAGGGCUCCCUGGGCAAAGAGUCGCCGAACCCUAUUCUGCACCGCGAGAGACAUGGGACUUUGUUCACGACCUGCGCGCACAUCAUUACUGCCAUGAUUGGCGCUGGCGUGCUGGGCCUCCCCAAUGCCGUGUCCUGGCUGGGGUGGAUCGCAGGACUCGCCCUGAUCAGCAUCUUCUACGCCACCACCAUCCUCUCCUCCAACCUGCUGGCGGCCACAGUGGAGAGCCAGGGCGUCAAGCACAUGACGUACCGCGGCCUGGUGCUGCACAUCCUGGGCCCUCGUGCUUCCAAGGUCCUCUGGGGAUUCCAGUGCACCCUCCUCUUCCUGGCCGGCAUUGCCUAUACCAUUGCCGCUGGAGAGGCCGGCAGGGCGCUGCUGGUGGCGGUGGGCCACUAUGGCGUGGAUCAGUCUGUUUGGCCUAUCAUCGUCACGUUUGGGGGCAUGCAGAUCGUCCUGUCCCAGUUUCCCAACCUGGACGCCACCUGGAUCAGCUCCGCGGUGGGCGCCGCCACCUCCAUCGGCUACUCCAUCAUCGCCCUGGGCCUGUGCGCAGCCAAGGCCAGCAACCACCUGGGCACCAUCCAGGGCAACACUGAGGUGAACAGCGUCAACAAGCUCUUCAACGUCCUCAACGCACUGGGCGGCGUAGCCUUCGCCUACAACUUUGCGCCCGUCCUCGUGGAGAUCCAGGUGCGGCGCCGAGGGGGGUACCUGGCGUUUGGGAACGGUGUGGCUGGAUCCAUCCUGUCCCAGCCAGACGUCGGCCCAGUCUGGGUGAUCGUGCUGGCCAACGCCCUGGUCUUCAUACACAUGCUAUCGGCCGUCCAGCUCUUCACGCAGCCUCUGUUUGCCGCCAUCGAACAUGGCGUGGCACGGUGCUGGCCCGCCAGCCCCAUCGCCACCAGCCCGCGCAUCACCAAGCUGGUCUGGCGCAGUCUCUACAUUGCCUUCAUCACCUUCAUCUCGGCGCUCAUCCCCUUCUUCUCUCAGAUCAUCGGCCUGGUGGGCGCCGUCAUCUACUGGCCCACGGCCAUCCUCUUCCCCGUCUUCGUCUGGCUGGCGGUCUUCCCACCGCGCCUCAGCGUGCACAUAGGCCUGCAGACCCUGAACGCCGCCAUGCUGAUCGUGGCGCUGCUGGCGAUUGUGGGCUCACUGCGCUCCAUCAUCAACAACGCCGACACCUACGGCGUGUUCCAGUGA